AUUGUUAGAUAAGAUACGACUCAUUUAUAUUCGGUGAGCAGUACCAGUUACAUUUGUGUACCAGAUUUUAGGGUUAAGGAAUGAGGAAAAAAGAUAGACGGCAGACUAUAAGAUGAUUUUGGAGUUGAUCAGACGUAAUUUUAAACAUUGUCGAAGGUGGUCUAGAACAUGAAACCAGUUAAAUGGUAUAUACACGGAUUUGAUUUCUGGAUUUGACCAAGAAGCAGCUGCUAUAGUCAUGGCACGCCAAGUGUCUUUCACAAAUGGAAACGGAGGCUGAAUUUGAUCCUAUCAGAUGGUUGGACAAGGCAUUGAUAAAUUUGUGUUCCUGUCUCGGAGAUUUUCAAAAAGAAACCCCAUCUUCAUUUAGUUUGUCUCCCAGGUUGUCAAUAUUCCCACAAUUUAUGUUUCACUUACGACGUUCUCAGUUUGUUCAGGUCUUCAACAACAGCCCAGACGAGACUGCUUACUCUAGAAUGAUUUUAAACCGGGAAAAUGUUACUAACUCUGUCGUCAUGGUUCAGCCUUCAUUGAUUUAUUCAUUCCAUUCUGGUCCUGAGCCUGCUCUUCUCGAUGUCGCAGCCAUUGCGGCUGACAGGGUUCUGCUUUUGGAUGCAUUUUUCACAGUCGUUAUUUUUCAUGGUUCAACCAUUGCCCAAUGGCGCAAUGUUAUCACUCAUGAUUUUCAGAUGUAUAUUUGAACACAAAUUGUGAUUAAUCAAUAUCAUAUAUUUAAAAAACCUGAAAAUCAUGUAUAAAACAUACUUUGGAUGGUUAUAAUAGAUUUCAUUUAUAUUUGAACAUGUAAAUAUCAUGGUUAAUUACAUUCAGCGGAUAAUUAAUGAGUUUUGACACUAUGCUAAUCAGCCAUGCACUAAACGUAAUUAACCACAUAUCUAGACGGUGUUAAGUUAACCAUCCAAAUUGUUGUCGUCAUAUUUGUGGGUCCAAGUAUCAUUUCUGUAAACUUUUUUCACAAUGUAUAUUUAGUAUAAAAUACCAAUCUUGGUUAGAAAUUGAGUUAAUUACUUUUAUUUGCUGCAGGUAUACUCAAGGAUAUGACCAUAAUCUUACUUUUCUGACCAUAAAGGGAGCUGGACAUACUGUUCCAGAAUACAAACCACAAGAGGCAUUGGAUUUUUAUAAACGUUUUCUGGCUGGAUCCCCAAUAUGAGAGACAGUGAUACUGCUAUGGAUAUUCCAUGAACUAUAUAGAUGAUUUGUGGGUAUAUGUAUAUGUUGACAUUAUAUUACUGCUAGAUUUAAAUGUUUCCAAAUUUUCAUGUUUGAA
This is a messenger RNA of Medicago truncatula (barrel medic), 1291 nucleotides long. RefSeq names its product protein transport protein SEC23. Lineage: Eukaryota; Viridiplantae; Streptophyta; Magnoliopsida; Fabales; Fabaceae. The coding region runs from base 264 to 701 and encodes 145 amino acids. The record is from RefSeq and is a predicted model, not a curated record. Gene Ontology annotation, biological process: COPII-coated vesicle cargo loading; endoplasmic reticulum to Golgi vesicle-mediated transport; intracellular protein transport. Gene Ontology annotation, cellular component: endoplasmic reticulum exit site; COPII vesicle coat. The transcript has 5 exons. Gene Ontology annotation, molecular function: GTPase activator activity.